AUGCAUCUCAAGUCGCUUGUUGUUGGUGCUGCAUUGCUAAGCAACUUUGCUCUCCUCACGUAUGGACGAGCAGUAGAUCUACCAAAAUCCGAUGUCUCAGCCACGGAUCUGUCAAAUGCAGUGGUUCUUGCUCAUGAGCUUGAGCCACGUGCGUUCAAGAGCAUCAGGAAAAAGUAUGACGACUGGAAAGAAGAGAGGAAAGCGUCGAAAGAUAAGAAGAAAGAGAAAGAAGACGGCAAAACCGGGUCGGGCAGCGCUGCAGUACCCGAAGAAUUCGAGUUAAUGUCUCCCCCUGCAAAGUACACUGGUCCGGUACCUAGGGGUAUGGAGCAGGAUCCCGAGUUAUCAGUAUGGAACAGAUUCCUCGACCUCGAAGUCGAAACUGGCAUAAACCCCCCAAAGAAAGGCGGGUAUUUGAUGUAUUCUGGAGCAGAUGUCUCCAAGUUACAUACCCGAACUGACUUCAAGGCGAGCGCCGCCGAAGACGAUAAUAUCGGAAUUCUUAACGACUGGGAUGACACAUACGGGCUGAGGCCUGCAAACACUGUGUGGAAUGAUUACGUACAGGCGAACCCAGAGAAGAAAUCCGUGGUCAACUUUGCAGUCUCGUGGGCUCAAGCUCGUCGUGCCUCACAAGCCAAUCCCGAACUACACAUGCUAUAUGGCAGCAGGGAUGAGCCAUUGAUGCGAGACAGGAGCUACUUCGGUGCCGUUGAGGCCGGCAUUAUCACUGGACCCGAUAGUAAGGUCAACAAAAUCUGGAGAUACAACCGGGAAGAUGUCGUGAAAGGACAGUCACUGCCAGUACCGACCUUGGCAUGGGAUAGAAGCUUGCAUGCGCCGUUUGGGAAGAGUAUCAGUGAUUUGGAUUGGCGAGUUGAUCCAAAGGGGGAGGGUCAGCCAGAAGGGACCUUGCCGGCGGCGUUGCCGAAAUAG
Molecule: messenger RNA, 936 nt
Organism: Parastagonospora nodorum SN15
Lineage: Eukaryota; Fungi; Ascomycota; Dothideomycetes; Pleosporales; Phaeosphaeriaceae
Exons: 4
Coding region: 1-936 (311 amino acids)
Source: RefSeq, a predicted model, not a curated record